Molecule: messenger RNA, 561 nt
Organism: Alnus glutinosa
Lineage: Eukaryota; Viridiplantae; Streptophyta; Magnoliopsida; Fagales; Betulaceae
Product: aquaporin TIP1-1-like
Exons: 1
Coding region: 1-561 (186 amino acids)
Biological process (GO): transmembrane transport; water transport
Cellular component (GO): plant-type vacuole membrane
Molecular function (GO): water channel activity
Source: RefSeq, a predicted model, not a curated record
AUGCCGUUUAGGAAUACUGCCGUCGGAAGGCCGGAGGAGGCGGCUCACCCAUAUGCCCUGAAGUCGGCGUUGGUGGAGUUCAUAUCUACUCUCACAUUCGUGUUUGCUGGGGAGGGCUCCGGCAUGGCCUUCAACAAGCUCACUGACAACGGCUCCACAACCUCAGCAAGGCUCGUGGCGGCUGCCCUGGCACACGCUUUUGGUCUUUUUGUCGCCGUAUCCGUCGCCGCCAACAUCUCCGGCAGCCAUGUGAACCCAACUGUCACCUUCGGCGCCUUCGUCGGUGGUAACAUCACCCUCCUCCGUGGCAUCCUCUACUGGAUCACCCAGCUCCUUGGAUCCACCGUUGCUUGCUUGCUUCUUAAGUUCGCCACCAACGGCCUGGUGAGAAAGGCUAUUCGUUUUCUGUUAGUUGUUACUGCUAGUCUGACACUUUAUGAGUCCAGGGAUGGCGACACGGGCCGGACCAUAUUGCAUGCACUUGGGCUUGGAACGCCCUCUCACCGUCCAACCUCUCCGCAGAGAUUCCGCUAUGGAAGCUGGCCAACAGGACGUAUUUGA